GGCGAUAGCAAAGGAGAUGGCUCAUGUGAUGAAGCCUUAGGAAUAAAAGAGAUCGUAGACGACUCCCAGAUCAAGCGCGGGAGCGAUUACGAUUGUGUCCUUUCGGAGCAAGGGUGCGCUGUUUGGAAAUUUGAAGUCGCACACCAUAACCUUUGACGCGAAAGUAGUGCCAGUCGCGAAGAUGGGUCGGUUUUCGUUGGCCUUGGCCGUUGCCAGCUUGGUCGUCCUGGCUUGCGCCCUCCAUGUCGCAGAUGCCAAGAAGCCAUGUGCCUGUGCCCCUGGGACGAAGCGCUGCUGUAAGGACGGUCCCUGCCUCAAGUGCUGCAAGGAUUGUGAUUGCGGCCCCGGGAAGAAGUGCGUCAAGGGAGAGUGCAAGCCGUCGUGCGGCUGCCCGGCUGGACUGAAGCGAUGCUGUAAGGACGGUCCCUGCGUGAAGUGCUGCAAGGACUGCGAUUGCCCCAAGGGGCACAAGUGCGUCAAGGGACAGUGCAAGUCCCCUUGCGGCUGCCCGGCUGGUCUGAAGCGCUGCUGCAAGGACGGUCCCUGCGUCAAGUGCUGCAAGGAUUGCGAUUGUCCCAAGGGGCACAAUCGUGACGAAGUAGAACUAGGCUCACCACCAAAAGCCGAGCCGCUGAAGUUCGGGCUGCCAACACCGGGAGUUGUGGAAAAGGCGUAGUGCACAGAGCGACGGCAGUGUGCUCUUGGCUUCCCUCGCAGUCAUGGGUGACCCUCUAUGAGGCCUUGACACGGCUGUCCGGAAUUGAUUGGUGAAGAGAGGAGACCGAACCUGUUCCUAUUUUCAGAUCGUUGUCCUUCGCCCCAGCAGAUCAGGCCGGAUCUGCUUUAUUGUUUUGCUAUCUUAAUAAUAACAAUGAAAGCAUUUUCUCAUU
This is a messenger RNA of Chara braunii, 890 nucleotides long. The record is from the annotation of a GenBank genome assembly. Lineage: Eukaryota; Viridiplantae; Streptophyta; Charophyceae; Charales; Characeae.